This is a messenger RNA of Anolis carolinensis (green anole), 6184 nucleotides long. Its product is annotated as zinc finger protein 813. The record is from RefSeq and is a predicted model, not a curated record. Lineage: Eukaryota; Metazoa; Chordata; Lepidosauria; Squamata; Anolidae. The coding region runs from base 1 to 2916 and encodes 971 amino acids. Gene Ontology annotation, biological process: regulation of DNA-templated transcription. The transcript has 11 exons.
AUGGCGAAAGCGACAAGAAAGGUCACCUCCACUAUCCAAACUGAUUUGGCUGAAGACCCCAGAAGGAUUAAACCAGACCCAGACGGACGACCGGCGAAAGAAUGGGAAACCCAGUGGCAGGAGUUCUUGCAGGCAUUGGAUCACCCGCACACCUUAUGGAGAACCCCACAGUUGAAAGACCCCACACCGUGGGAAGACACCAAAGCUUUCCUGGCCUCCUUUCAACAAGUUGCCGAAGCCUGUCGUUGGCCAAGGGAAGACUGGGUGGCCCGGCUCCUUCCGGCGCUCAGUGGCGAAGCCAAGCAGGCUUUUAGUGGCCUAGAUGCCAAAGACCGGGAGGAUUUUGAGAAAGUGACAGCUGCCAUCUUGCGCAGGGAGGCCAUCAAAAUAGAGUCACAGCGCCAGCACUUCAGACAGUUCCGCUACCAGGAGGUGGAAGACCCACAGCGGGUUUACAACCGGCUACAGGAGCUCUGCCGCCAGUGGCUGAAGCCAGACCAACGCUCCAAGGAGCAGAUCUUGGAGCUGCUGAUCCUGGAGCAGUUCCUGGCCAUCUUGCCACCAGAGAUCCAGAGCUGGGUUUGGGAAUAUGGGCCAGAGAACGGUGUCCAGACCGCUGCCUUGGCUGAGGAUUUCCUAAUGAGCCAGCAAGAGGUGGAGACGUGGAAAUGGCAGGUGCCUAUGGGAUCAAAUGCUGUGACAGUGAAUCCACUCAAUCCUGGGAAGAGACCACUGUAUUCAGAGGCCAAAGAGGGGAGUGAUGUGGUUGCUGAAUCCCAAGAUGUUGAUGUAGCUCUUCCUAGUCCUUCAGCACCGUUGUUACCCUCCGAGGGACAAGAUUUGCCAAAUCCAGAGCCAACAGAGGGAUCUGUGGACUUUGAGCUGGCUGUGCAUUUCACUGAAGGUGAGUGGGCUUUGGUGGAUCCAAACCAAAGAGCUCUCUACAAGGAGGUCCUGCAAGAGAACUACAGGGACGGAUCGUCUCUGGGAUCGCCAUAUUUUCUAAGAAAGCUUCACAGAUUGGCGAUGGAUGUUGGAAUGGAAAAGGUUGCAGAAGAGAGAAUUCAGGAGUAUUUGAUGGACCUUCAAACCGAGGGUGACGAGUCAAGUGAGCAGAUGCUGAAAAAAGACAGUAAAGAACAAUCAACAAGCACUUUGUUACCGGAAUCAAAGGAGAAUCUGAUCGAUGUCCUGGAAAUUGGAGAAGAUGGGGAAGAGGAGAGUAGCAGCGAAGACUUAAUAAUCGAAGAUGCCGAAGAAGAGGAAUACCCAAACACCCGUACCGAUAAGGUGUCAAUUGAUCCAGAAGUGAUAGAAGACCAGAGAAGGAUGGGAGACGAGGAGGAGGGAGAAAACAGCGGAGAGGAGAUAGUGGAAGCUGGAAGCAUCGAGAGCAGGGAAGAGGAAGAAUCUCCAUCUCAGAGGUUAGAGGAAAUAAGGCAGCGCUACGGAGAUUUUUGCCAAAACAGCAAUGCUUUCCAGGAGAUGAUGCUGAGACUCAAAGCUGGCUGGCUGGGCCAGAACAAGGACGGCUCGCCUUUGCUGGCAGGUUCGGAGCGACUGCAGCUGAACAGGAUGAUGUGGGGCGGAGACGAAGUCAGCUUCUGUCCCGGCGAAGACCAAGCCGGAGCAUCUGUGGGCGGUGCGCUGGAGAGCCGAGGCUCGAUCUCCAUCCCGUUUGGCGGGGGCUUCUUCGACUUCAGCGAUUUUGCGGUCCAGCAGAGCUUCCUCCAGAGGAAGGGCUCGGAUAUCUCGACGGCGUUCGGGAUGAGCCCGUCACUCCUCGGGGGGCCGGCGGCGGCGGUGGAGAAGCCGUACAAAUGCAACGAGUGUGGCAAGAGCUUCGGGAAGCGUUCGACCCUGAACACGCACGGGCGGACGCAUACGGGGGAGAAGCCCUUCAAGUGCUCGCACUGCGACAAGCGCUUCAGCCAGAGCUCCCACCUCCAGCUCCAUGAGCGGACCCACACGGGGGAGAAGCCUUACAAGUGCCUGCUGUGCGAGAAGAGCUACAACCAGCGCUCCAGCCUGGUCAUCCACGAGCGGAGCCACACGGGGGAGAAGCCCUACACCUGCCUGGAGUGCGGCAAGAGCUUCAGCCAGAAGGCCACCUUGGUCCUCCACGAGAAGAGCCACUGGGGAGAGAAGCCCUACAAGUGCCUGGAGUGCGGCAAGGGCUUCAGCCUGAGCGCCGACCUCAUCCGCCACCAGAGCAUCCACACGGGGGAGAAGCCCUACACCUGCUCCGAGUGCGGGAAGAGCUUUAGCCAGAACUCCCACCUCAUGGCCCACAUACGGACCCACACAGGUGAGAAGCCCCACAAGUGCAUGGAGUGCGGUAAGGGCUUCAACUGGAGCUCGGAGCUCAUCGCCCACGAGCGGACCCACACGGGCGAGAAGCCCUACCAGUGCCUGUACUGCGAGAAGAGCUUCAGCGUCCGGUCGAGCCUCAGCAAGCACGAGCGGACCCACACCGGCGAGAAGCCCUACAUCUGCCUCCAGUGCGGCAAGGGCUUCAUCCAGCGCUCCAGCUUGGUGGCCCACGAGCGGUCCCACACGGGCGAGAGGCCCUACAUGUGCCUGGGCUGCGGGAAGUGCUUCCGGGAGAGCUCCCAGCUCAUCGCCCACGAGCGCACCCACACCACCGAGAAGCCCUACCUCUGCCCCGAGUGCGGGAGCUGCUUCAAGGCCAAGGCGGCCCUCAUCCGGCACCAGCGCAGCCACCUGGGCUUGAACUCCUUCAUAUGCGCCGACUGUGGGAAGAUCUUCUCCUCCAGUGCGGAGAGCCCGGAGAAGUGCCCUGAAUGUGUCAAUCUGAUCCUGAUGUCGGACCUCUCCCGGGUCUCCGAAGAGGCCUUCCCGCAAGGAGCAGAAGAAGGAGCAGCCACAGACGAAAGUGCCAAUGUGAAGAUGUGAAUGAACUCUUCUUUCCAUCAGCUCUUCCCAAAUUAUGACUUCAGAGGAGAUAGUGUAUAAAAGACCUACGCCGUGGUUGUUUUCAUAAUUCAAAGGAGGCUACAUUGGACUUAAAGACUUCUUCCAAAGAGUUGCCCAACCAGGCACGGGCAAGCUUGGGCCCUCCAGGUGUUUUGGACUUCAACUCCCACAAUUCCAAAACACCUGGAGGGCCCAAGCUUGCCUGUGCCUGAUCUACACUGUCAAAUUAAUGCAAUUUGACUCUACCAUAAUUAUACAAUCCUGAGAUAUGAAGCACCAGCUCUUGUUACUAGAGAAGGCUAAAGAACUUGUAAAAGUACAACUCUCAUAAUUCCAUAUCAUUGAACCAUGGCAUUUAAAGAGUUGUCGAGCAGCAUCAAUUUGACAAUAUAGAUGUGCCCCAGGCAAAGCAGAGUAUGUUACAGCCGCACCUCUCUGUCAGUAUUGGUUGCCAGUUUCCUUCAUCGCCUUAUUUUAUUUCCCCAUAUUUCCCUGUUUCUAUAUAUCCCAUAUUCAUUUAUUUAAAUGGAAUUUAUUUAUUGGGUUGCUGUGAGUUUUCCGGGCUGUAUCGCCAUGUUCAAGAAGUAUUAUCUCCUGAUGUUUUGCCCACAUUUAUGGCAUUGGGAAUCUAUUGAGGUAUUAGACUCAAAAUAAUCCUCUAUUGGGGUGAUUCCACCAAAAAUAUAGCACACUUCACAUCUAGCAGAAACUUACGUGUGGUGAGCUGGGAUAAGCCUCUGUUGCUUAGGAUGGCACAGGAUUUCAGAGCCAAAAAUAUAAGUUCAAAAGUAUUUAUUAAAGUAAAAGAAAUAUAUACUGGAUAAGUUCUUGGAGUUAACCAACUUUCUAAAUUUCCUAUUCCAAGGAUGAUGAAAGAUAAAGAUAUCAGAAAAAUGUGCAUGCAGCUACAUCUUGCCUGGAGAAUGGCAAGAUGUAUCCUCACAGGAGGAGACAAAAGGCAAAAGAGGAAGGAAAAUUGGGGCCAACCAUGUGGUCCAAACCUAGACCUACACAAAAUGGCAAUAGGGAGGAAGUUAUCUCAUGCCUCAAAGAGAUCACAUUCCUACAUCAACAAAUGGGAGAGGAGAUAGUAGCAAACAGAAAGAGAGGAGUAAAGACAGAAAGCUCUUUCUAGGAAAGAAUGUAUGAGGACCCGUGGCUGAAGACAGGCAGGGGAGAUGCCAAACUUUAUUAUUUUAUAUAUAAUGUGUUAUGUGUGCCUUUUAUUAUAUUUCUUCUUCGCGGCCACCAAUUUACUCUUCAGGUUUCUCUAGCUGCCACCAUUUAACACUUCAUGAGCCACCUCUUCGUUGGGAUGUUCAGGAAGGUACACAAACUCUUUAGAUGAAGUCAAACAAGAAUAUGAUGUUUAUUUAUACUUGGAACAGUAAAGAUGCGUAUUGGUUUCAAUAAAAAUGUUGGGCUUUGCUCUUACAGAGAAAUUGUUCUAUAACUUGAAUUCUGUGGAAACAAUGUUCCUUCACACAGGAGUACAGAACAGGUAAAGGUUUCCCCUUACUUUAAGUCCAGUUGUGUCUGAUUCUGGGGGUUGGUGCUCAUCUCCAUUUCUAAGCCGAAGAGCUGGCGUUGUCCGUAGACACCUCCAAGGUCAUGUGGCCGGCAUGACUGCAUGGAGCUCCCACAGAACAGGUCUAUUUAACCCUUUUUUAAACCCUCCUCUCCUGAGGCUUGAAACACCAGCACUCAUAGAGGCUAACUAUAGGUAUUAGCCCUUUUUCCCUGGCGGCUUUUAGCUAUAUUCCUCAAAGAGGUAUCUUUAAUAACAGUUCCUGUCCUUCCAAUUCAAAUCUCCAUACCCUCUUUUUAAACACCAAACUCCUAACUUCAAAACAGUAGAAUUCUAACUCAUGAAUAGCUCUUAAACUCUCCCUGGCUCCACCCAUCUCCAGUUGCUAAGCAACUCCCUCCAUUUUCAUCAGCCAAUCAGAGUGCACUUCCAGUUAUGGAGCUGCCUGAUCGCUUUUCCCUUCCUUUCUCUGCUAAGCCUUUACAAGCAAGGCCUGAAACUACCUAUACACCAACCUUGCAAGGUGGGCUAAUCUGUUACAGCAGUGUGAUCCAACCUUUAGUUACCCGAGGACCAAUCAAACUUUAAUAUAGGAAUGUAAUGGCUUCAUUAUGGCCAUUAUAUGGCAGGUUCUUAAAAACCUAAAGCAGUAGGAAGGGUGAACUAUUUUUUUUUUCCAAAUGUUAAAUUAAAAUAUUUUCCCAGUAAGAAGGGCAAGGGCCAACAAAAAUGAAUUGGUGUGCUGCAUGCGGCCCGCGGGCUGCGGGUUGGACCACACUGCGUUACAGCAUGCAUAGGAAUAGAGAAAGAAAUCCCUCAUUCUAAUCCUGUUGUCUUUGUCUAGCUACUCAUUGGGGACUGGAGACUUUUGGAGUCUAGGAUGACACCCAACAGCAGGCAUCCUCGGACAUUUUGCCCACAUCUAUGGCAGGCAUCCUCACAACCUCUGAGGAUGCCUGCCAUAGAUGUGGGAGAAAUGUCAGGAGAGAAUGCUUCUGGAACAUGGCCGUGUACAGUCUGGAAAACUCAGCAAUCCAGUGAUUGCAGCCACAAAAGCCUUUAAUAAUAUACUCAUUUAUUUUUUGGAAAGUGGAAGGACCGGUGAAAGAGAGGAUUUUGCUUCGCCACAGGCCACCAUUUUCUCCUUUGGCUUCCAUGUAGCUUGGAAGAGUCCUAAAAUGUCUAUUUUCCACCUGGAAAAGAGGCAAAGAAGUGGUUAGAGGAAAGGGAUAUAUAUCAGAGAAUAGUGGAGAUACUCAAUUGGGUCUACUGCAAGUAUGAUGCUGGUGGUAUGAGUUUUCCUCCUUUGCCUGAUAAGAGAAAAAGAUGAAUUAAGGUUAGGAGCUUGUCAGCACUGCUGGGAGGGGAUUUUUCGGCCCUGUUGCCCUUAGUUCCAAACUAAAGUUUUGCAAAGUUUUUCCAGUGACUUCUGCCUUAUGAGGAUGUUGUGGCCAACAAACGUUAUUCAGUGGCAGACACACACAAGCACAUUUGAAAAUACUUUCUCUGAUCAGUGCUCCAAGUGAGCAACAGUGUCUACAUGGUGCUUUUGCAUAUUUGGGCAAACUUGGUUUAAGCCAAUUGCCUUUGCUUGUGAGAACUCGGGUUCUUUGUUUCCGUCUUGUUCGCAUUUGGCUUCAGGUAGCAGGCUCAACUGUCAAUAUGUGUUUGUUAUUUAUUUUAUAUGUAAAUAUAUAUAAAUACAUAUAUAUAUAUGUA